Molecule: messenger RNA, 1957 nt
Organism: Talaromyces stipitatus ATCC 10500
Lineage: Eukaryota; Fungi; Ascomycota; Eurotiomycetes; Eurotiales; Trichocomaceae
Product: cell wall glucanase, putative
Exons: 2
Coding region: 341-1426 (361 amino acids)
Biological process (GO): fungal-type cell wall organization; carbohydrate metabolic process
Cellular component (GO): fungal-type cell wall
Molecular function (GO): hydrolase activity, hydrolyzing O-glycosyl compounds; glycosyltransferase activity
Source: RefSeq, a predicted model, not a curated record
AUCCUCUUCGGGAUAGCGUUAUCUCCUCUACGGAGUCUGAUCCCCAUUAUGCCGUGAUUAAUCUCUUUCCCACUCUCCUCUCCUCUACACCAACUGUUUGACACUCUCUUCAGACAAGUCUCGUCCAUGUCGCUCUUUUGAUUGAUUCGAUUUGAAUGCCAUUCUUUAUCUGUCUAUCAUAAACCUACACUCCUUUACUUGUUAGCUAACUACCGGGUUCAUUCCUUCCCCGAACGACCAUUCUGUCAGUGUGAACACCACCGGCACACGUGUGGAGAUACUCUCCUCACGCCCGCCUUUUGCUAUUUUUCGACUUGCUUAUUUUCGACUCGAGUCAGUCAUGAUGCGAUCUUCAGUAUUGGCAGCGCUCGUCGCUGCGCUCGUCUCGACCGUCUCCGCCCAGACAACCACAAACUGUCAACCCCUAAACGAGACAUGCCCGCCAGACCUCGCCCUCGGAACAGCACAUACAUGGAACCUGAGUUCUAGCUCACAACUAGACGACACGUGGAAUAUCACCAACGGCGUGAUGAACUACACCGAGGAUGCCCUGGGAUUCACAAUUAACAAGAAACUCGACUCGCCGACCAUCAUAUCAACUUUUUACAUCUUCUUCGGCCGAUUGGAAUACCACGUCCGGGCUGCCCCCGGCCACGGUGUUAUUAGCUCUGUGGUCCUCCAAUCCGAUGAUCUCGACGAGGUGGAUUGGGAAUGGGUUGGAUCGGAAGAAACCACGGUUCAGACAAAUUUCUUCGGCAAGGGACAGACCAUCGAGGGGACAGCCAAAUACUUCAAUAUCAGUGGCAGUACGCACGACACGUACCACAAUUAUACAACGUGGUGGGAUAAGGAUAAGUUGCAGUGGUGGGUUGAUGGUCAAUUGUUGCGUACCGUGACCCCCGCAGAGGCGUCUAAUAGUACCUAUGACUGGUAUCCUCAAACCCCGAUGACGAUCCGUAUUGGAGCCUGGCCUGGUGGUGAUCCUUCCGGACCCCCUGGUAGAAUUGAAUGGGCUGGCGGUGUGAUUGAUUACAAUGCUGGUCCCUAUACUAUGUUUGUGUCGCAGGUUUCGGCACAGGAUUUCACCACGGGCAAGGAGUAUAAUUAUACCGAUCAUUCCGGAACUUGGGAGAGUAUCAAUGUUGUUGCUGGCAACUCAACCGUCUCCAAAGAACUCAACGCAGUGCAUCUAUCUGCCGCCCAGAGAUGGAAUAAUCUCUCCUCCGGAGCCAAGAUCGCAAUUAUUGUCUCCGUCAGCGCGGUCGUGGGUAUCGGUGCCCUCGUCUUCUUGUUCUGCUGUAUCCGUCAACGAAGAAUCGGCAAGCGUGAAUGGAACGCUCAAAACAAUCAGUGGACGCAAGAGCGUACGGAUAUGAUGAAUAUGCAGGCCGAAUGGAGACAGAAAGGAUAUGUUGAGAUGAAGUAGACUUACUUCAACUAUGUCUCGAUGAUGUUUCUUCUCUUCUGUCCUCACAAGGCGGAGAGAAAGAAUUUUUACGAUCUUUUACAAUUUCGCUUUCGAUUUCGCUUCUCUGUCAAUAUUAUUUCUUUCUUUUUUUUCCCCAUCUCUUUCUCGUUCGUCAUCGAUCAUCCGACUCUCGAUACCACUAUCCUUGUCCUCGUCUUGUCUCUACAACCUCAUCUUUAUCCUAUCUACCUCUCCUUCAUGCCGCCAUUCCUACAACCUCAACCAUCUCCUCAUCUACCCAUCGUUCUCAACCACCGUUUUGUCUUUGCCCGGUAUUUUAGAUAUAUCUCUUUCGAUCUGGUGUUUCGUUUUCUUGCUAUCUAUCUAUGGGGUGUCUAAGCUAACAACUUAACUGCUUUUCUUGAAUUUUUGUUUUGUGUCUAUCUAUUCUGAUUGGGUUGUUGAUUUUUUGUCUAUAGUAUGAUUGUUGUAGGUAGGGUGCUAUGGAUGAGGGUUUGAAUCAGAAUUGACGGUUUGUUCGUUUGCUAC